UUAUCUCUGAUGUACAGAGAGAUUAACGGCUCUGGCAGGAAAUGAAGCAUUUCUGUUAAAGUGACAAACUGAAGACAGUGUGUCAGAGCUAAAGCCAAGAAAGCCUUAUUUCUAAAUUAUUUAAAAUGUCUGCAAUUGAGAAUUUGAGAAAGGUUAUCAACGAGCGACUAAAUGCUGCUGUGGAGGAAAUAUUAGGAGUUUGUGAGCACACUAUAGUUGUGUACGAGGAGAAGAUCGUCCGUCAACGCAGAUUGCUGGAUAUGCUUUUGAAGCCUGACAUAAAGCUACACAGGACAGAGCUCAAACAGCAACUUGUCUGUAAGCAGGAGGAGAAUGAAGUGCUUCUUGAUCAGCAGCUCUGUAUUAAGAAGAGCAACUCCAUUUUGGAUCAAGAGCCUGCAAAGAUUAAAGAAGAACAGGAGGAACUGUGCACCAUGGAGGGAGAGCAGCUCGUACUGAAGCAGGAGAGUGCAGCAGAGGAACAUCCCGUUGACAAAAUUCGUAUUGUGUGGGUGAGAUCUGAAUCUGACAGGAAGAACUCUGUUGUAUCAGAGCAGAGAAGUGGCAAACAGCUCCUCCCCAACACCUCUCAAGUAACAGAUAAUCAAGACCACAGAAGAAAAAACCAUGGAAACGAAACACAAAAAACAAAUACAACACCAAAACCUAAGCAGCAGAAAGGUGCAUCCAUUACAAAAAUGUCAAAUAGUUGCGGAAACACAUUGUCAACUACAAAUUCUGAGCCAAAACCAAAGAAGAAACCUAAUGAAGAGAAAGCAUCAAGUACAUGUUCUGAGCCUAAACCAAAGAAGAAACCUGAUGAAGAGAAAGCAUCAUGUUCUGAGCCUAAACCAAAGAAGAAACCUGAUGAAGAGAAAGCAUCAAGUACAUGUUCUGAGCCUAAACCAAAGAAGAGAAAUAAUGAAGAGAAAGCAUCAAGUACAAAUUCUGAGCCAAAACCAAAGAAGAAACCUGAUGCAGAGAAAGCAUCAAGUACAUGUUCUGAGCCUAAACCAAAGAAGAAACCUGAUGCAGAGAAAGCAUCAAGUACAUGUUCUGAGCCUAAACCAAAGAAGAAACCUGAUGGAGAGAAAACAUCCUCAACUACAAAUUCUGAGCCUAAACCAAAGAAAACAAAUAAGCAUAGUGAUGGAAGAUCAGCUGCAAUUAUUGAGCCAAAGCCAACAAAUAAAUGUAACACGGUCCAUCCCACAUUGACCACAAAUCAUGCCCCAACAACUCAAGAUAAACAUUACAAAGGAAACACAACAUCAGCAGACACUACUCAGCCAAAUCCCCAGAACAAACCUUGCAAGUGCGACGAAUGCGGCAAAGCAUUUUCUCAUUUCCAUGACUUAAAAGUUCACAUGAGAAUCCACACGGGGGAAAGGCCUUUUGAAUGCAGCUACUGCGCAAGGAAGUUCGUCCAGAGUUCUCCUUUGAGACGACAUAUAAAAACUCACACUGGAGAAAAGCCCUUCCAAUGCAAAUCAUGUGGGAGAAAGUUUGCCCAGAUGUCUUCGGUAAACAAGCACAUGAGAACUCACACAGGGGAGAAGCCCUUUGUUUGCAUCACCUGUGGAAGAGGAUUCAGCUGCAAAGUGAAUAUGCAGAAGCACAUGAGGAUUCACACAGGUGAGAAGCCCUACACCUGCAGCGCCUGCUGGAAGGACUUUGCAGACUACUCAUCGCUGAAAUGUCACACUCGACUGCACACAGGGGAGAAGCCUUAUCAAUGCCCUCAGUGUAAGAAAAGAUUCACAGUCAGCACAACUUUGACAAAGCACAUAAGAACCCACACAGGUGAAAGGCCAUAUAAGUGCAACACUUGUGGAAACAGUUAUUUUCAAAGAAUACACUUGAAAAUACACCUCAGGGUUCACACAGGCGAGAAUCCGAACAAAUGCAGCGUCUGUGGAAAACAGUUCAGAAGCGGAGUAAAGCUGAAAAUUCACAUGAAGGAUCAUACUGAUGACGCUCCGAGCAGCAGUUCUGUAAAGUUGUAAAUGCAUAUCAUGAAAAAAGUCAUCAUUAUGUAACAAAAGGGCUUUUUUUAGAUCUUGUAAAAAGUGUUCUCCUCAUGGCCUUAAAGAAAAUUGGCCCUUGAAAUAGUGUUGGAGCUGUUUGAGCUCACAGGCCUCUGAACCACACAUAUGUGAUAUCGACAAGGAGUGAAUGGGAAAUGUGUGAAAUGGAUAAAAAAUGUUUUGGCCUGGAAUCAGCUGCUCCCUUAAGUAUUACAGGAUUUGAAUAACCCUCUAUGAUCAACAGAUUACUCAAAAUGCCUCUGUAGCUGUAGAAAACAACUCAUGGUCCCAUUCUGCCAUCAUGUGGUCCUUUAUAUAUUUGCAACAUUUCAUUUACAUAUAUAUUUUUAUUUGCUUUCAGGUGAUAUUCGGUGUGGUGGGUUGUGUGUUAUUUGCAAAUUGCUUGUAGAUUUGUAUGCUGUCAAUAUCCGCUUGUAUUGCUAUCCCUGUGCAACAUUUCCAUUGGUAUCUAUUGUUUUUAGUUUUAGUGACUACUCUUUUUUGUUUGGUGUUUGUUUGACAUUUGCAUUAAAAUGAUAUUAUGUGUCUUAA
Trematomus bernacchii (emerald rockcod) is the source of this 2579-nucleotide messenger RNA. RefSeq names its product zinc finger protein 260-like. The coding region runs from base 126 to 2006 and encodes 626 amino acids. NCBI's taxonomy places the organism in Eukaryota, Metazoa, Chordata, Actinopteri, Perciformes, Nototheniidae. Gene Ontology annotation, biological process: regulation of DNA-templated transcription. Gene Ontology annotation, molecular function: DNA-binding transcription factor activity, RNA polymerase II-specific; RNA polymerase II cis-regulatory region sequence-specific DNA binding. The transcript is spliced from 2 exons. The record is from RefSeq and is a predicted model, not a curated record.